This is a messenger RNA of Durio zibethinus, 1247 nucleotides long. The record is from RefSeq and is a predicted model, not a curated record. Lineage: Eukaryota; Viridiplantae; Streptophyta; Magnoliopsida; Malvales; Malvaceae.
AUAGAUUUUAUUUUCUGAUUAAAUACUAUUAAACAAUCACAAUGUCAGAAUCCUAUCCAAUGAAUGGGGGACAUGGCACCUACAGCUACACCAAAAACUCUUAUUGUCAGGUAAUUUUUCAUUUCUAGCAUGCUUAUAAGUUAUAAUCUGUUGUGGUUGAUGCUUACCUGAUUCUCUCUAUAUUUUAACCAUACAAUUACAUAUCGCAGAAGACAGGUAUAAAUGUUGUAAAGGGAAUAGUCAAUGAGGUAAUUGAGGAAAAACUUGAUAUGAAUAACUUUUCUAGUUCAAACUUAUUUCGUCUUGCUGAUUUGGGGUGUUCAGUUGGACCAAAUACCUUCACAGCUAUGCAAAAUAUACUAGAAGCUGUGCAACACAAGUACCAAUCCCAAGGCCUUGCUUCAAAAAUUCCUGAAUUUCAAGUGUUCUUUAAUGAUCAAGGCUCCAAUGAUUUCAAUACCCUUUUUACCUCCAUGCCAAAGGAAAGGCAAUACUAUGCAGCCGGUGUCCCAGGGUCUUUCUAUGGCAGAUUAUUUCCCCAGUCCUUUUUACAUUUCGUGCACUCUUCAUAUGCCUUGCAUUGGCUAAGUAGGGUGCCAGAAGAGUUGCUAGACAAAAACUCCCCUGCCUGGAACAAAGGGAGAAUACACUGUACCAAUGCCUCUGAUGCAGUAGUUGAUGCUUAUGCAGCUCAGUUUACUAAGGACAUGGAAGGCUUUUUGGAUGCUCGGGGUAAAGAACUCGUAUCUGGAGGGAUGAUGGUAUUGAUCACACUAGGUUGCCCGAAUGGGAUGCCAUACUCAAAUCUUCCAACUGGUUUAAUGUUUGAUUUCCUGGAAUCCUGCUUGAACAAUAUGGCAAAAGAGGUGAGUAACUCAACAGGAUUAUUAAGUGAAGGUCAAGUGGAUUCAUUCAACUUACCCGUUUAUGCUGCCUCUCCAAUGGAGAUUACAGAGCUGGUGGAAAGAAAUGGAUGCUUUAGCAUUGAGAGAUUGGAGUUAACAAAUGUUCGAACCGAGGCUGAUCCCAAACUUGAUGAAAAAGCAUGUGUGAUGCAUUUAAGAGCUGGCUUCGAAUCGAUCAUCAGCAAACAUUUUGGAAAUGAUAUUAUAGAUGAGUUAUUCGAUCGUCUUGUUAAGAAAGUAAAGGAAUCAUUCCACUUAAUUCUGUCCAGCUGCAGAGGAGGAACCCAGUUAUCUGUAGUCUUGCAACGCAAGUGAUGAAUUUUGCAGCUGAAAGCUUGAAAC